Molecule: messenger RNA, 1482 nt
Organism: Daldinia caldariorum
Lineage: Eukaryota; Fungi; Ascomycota; Sordariomycetes; Xylariales; Hypoxylaceae
Exons: 3
Coding region: 57-833 (258 amino acids)
Source: RefSeq, a predicted model, not a curated record
CUUAUACACACCAUCAAGAAUUACACGGAGAGAUUUCAAAUAAACUCUUCUCCAUCAUGCUGGUGCUCGGAGCUCUGAGAAGGGCUCAAAUGGUUCCACGGAGAUGCAACACCGUCAAUUUUCAAAAUGUAGCUCCCCGUAAUCUUUCCUCCGUCAGGCAAAAUUUUCGGAUCUUGGGCGUGAGAUGCGAGACGACCACAAGCAAAGCCGCCAAACCAACCGCCAACGCUGCGGCUAGUCCCAAACCACCACCACCACCACAGACACCCAGAUACGCAUACCCGGAAAAGCUCUGCAUCUAUCACGCCGGCACGCCCCGGAUAACCUUCCUAGCGUGUCUGAAGAUCUCGACGCUCUUCAUCUUCGUCUUCUUCGGCUUCGUCGUCACCCCGGCGUACUUUGACCGGGAAGGCUUAUCACCUACCGUACUCCGCACAAUGCUCUCGGCCAUCGUCCCGAUGGUCUUCGUAGCGUACACGACGUCGCCCUUCGUGUCCUUCAUCCACAUGCGGCUGCCGCCCGUGGCGCGGCAGUCGGAGGACAUGCUGCGGCGGUUCGCGCGGGCGAUCCCGGCGGACGCGGAGCUCGAGGUCACGACGAUGAGCUUCAUCGCAAAGCCGCGCGUCAGCCGCGUGAAGGCGUCGGAGCUGCGCCCGGUGUCGCGGCGCUUCGGCAUCGUCAACCUCGCCCGCGACACCGCCGCCGAGAACGCCGCUAGGCCCUGGUACCGCUUCCGCGCCGUCGGCCAGUUCAACGUCCAGUUCAACACCGCGAGCCGCGCGCCCUGGGUCUGGGAGAGCAUUAUGGCCACCAUACAGAAGCAGCGGGCUUGAUUUGCGAGUCCCGCUCUGUUAGGAUUUAGAGGUACUUGUGCUUUGGUAUUCCUGAGCCCUUGGGUGUCGCCGAGGUUUCGAUAGGAAAGGGGGCAUCAGGCUCUUUAGGUUUUCCGAAGUAAUUCGUGGCGGUAGCAAUCGUACACUCAAGGGGCGUACACCUCGUCGAACUUUCUAAUCCUAGCCAUGGCAUAUAUACGUGUGAUGUGCAACAACAUUCAGUAGGACUAUGCAAGACUACCUACCUAACCUUUCCAAAACGGUUUGCUGAGCUCCGAGUCAAUUGGAAGUCCAUAUGGCACGAACUAGGUGAUACAAUAUGUCAUAUAAUUAGCAACGCGUUAAUUGGGGUUAUGAGUCAUCUCACGAGAUGAAGCUAAAUGGUAUACAAACCUCAUUAUUCCAUAAGGAACUAUAAACUACCUAGCACCUAACAACAUACCUGUUAUGGGAGCAUGUGGCUACAAAUACUGAACAUACUCGUUGUUCCGGAAAAAUAAACUAGAAUCCUAAAGAGUGAGACCUGUAAUACCUCCCACAAUACUGAAACAUGAGUGACUUGGUUGAUAUACGGCGGUCAGGAAGGGGUUAUUCGCGAUGAUGCAGCUGAUCCGCGUCUUCGCUUCGGGGUGUCAAUGUCAGUAAGAGC